AUGGUCCUGACCGCCGCCGCCAUUGCAGGAGGCGGGUUCGCGUGCGCGUUGUGCGGCCGUGUCUACCGACGACGCAACGCGCUGGCGGCGCACCGCCGCACGCACGAGGGUGCGACCACGUGCGACGUGUGCGGAGCGCACAUCAGCACCGUUCACAACCUGCGCCAGCACCUGCGCAUGGUGCACCGGCUGCCGACGGAGGAGGCGCACUGGCAUCAGACGCACGUGUGCGACGCUUGCGGCCGCAAGUACAAGUCGCGCGACGCGCUCGUGGCGCACCGCAAGCGCCACGAAGGCCGCACCACGUGCCACCUAUGCGGCACGACGACCAGCAACGUGCAGAACCUGCGGAGCCACCUGGAGCUGGUGCACCACCUGCCGCGGGCCGAGGUGCGCAGGGUAACCGGCUUCCGCGGCGGGUGGCGCUGA
Messenger RNA from Pollicipes pollicipes, 429 nucleotides. Its product is annotated as replication initiator 1. Gene Ontology annotation, biological process: regulation of DNA-templated transcription. NCBI's taxonomy places the organism in Eukaryota, Metazoa, Arthropoda, Thecostraca, Pollicipedomorpha, Pollicipedidae. Gene Ontology annotation, molecular function: DNA-binding transcription factor activity, RNA polymerase II-specific; RNA polymerase II cis-regulatory region sequence-specific DNA binding. The record is from RefSeq and is a predicted model, not a curated record. The transcript is spliced from 2 exons. Bases 1 to 429 code for a protein of 142 amino acids.